Colius striatus (speckled mousebird) is the source of this 2935-nucleotide messenger RNA. It is a transcript of the gene NALF2, whose product is annotated as NALCN channel auxiliary factor 2. Gene Ontology annotation, cellular component: plasma membrane. NCBI's taxonomy places the organism in Eukaryota, Metazoa, Chordata, Aves, Coliiformes, Coliidae. The coding region runs from base 1 to 1368 and encodes 455 amino acids. Gene Ontology annotation, molecular function: stretch-activated, monoatomic cation-selective, calcium channel activity. The record is from RefSeq and is a predicted model, not a curated record. The transcript is spliced from 4 exons. Gene Ontology annotation, biological process: calcium ion import across plasma membrane.
AUGAUCCGCGGCGCCUGGAUGUACCCCCGCGGGGGCGCGGGCGGCGGGGCGGUGUGCUGCGCGCCGCGCCGCAGCGACAAGCCGGUGGCCGACCCCGAGCGGGCGCAGAAAUGGCGCCUCUCGCUGGCCUCGCUCCUCUUCUUCACCGUCCUCCUCUCCGACCAUCUGUGGCUCUGCGCCGGGGCCAAGCUGCGGGCGCGGGAGCGGAGCGGCGCCGGGCGGCCGCGGGGCCGCGGGCCGCGGGCCCUGCUGGCGGCCGAGCCGGCGGGCGGCAGCUGCGAGGCCCUGCUCGGCAACCUCAGCCGGGCCCCCGGCCCCGCCGGCCCCUGCCCCGCCGCCCGCGCCGGCGACCUGGACUCGGCCUGCGCCCGCCUGCACGCCCUGCAGCGGCCGCGGGGCUCCCCGGCCGGCGCGCCCCUCCGCUCGCCCCCCGCCGCCGCCCCCUUCUUCGCCUCUCCCUCCUCCAAGAGGACCUUCCUGCAGGCUUACUUUAGGAACUUCAACCUCUCCUUUUGUGAUACUUACACGAUCUGGGACCUGCUGCGGGAGAUGGCCGGCCCGGACGGCCUGGACUGCAGCGUGGACAACCUGAUGGUGGACUUGGUGGUGGCGGCGGCCGGGGCGCUGGGCGGCGAGGCCUGUAGCAGCUGCGUCCAGGCCUACCAGCGGCUGGACCAACACGCUCAGGAAAAAUACGAGGAGUUCGACCUCUUGCUGGAGAAGUACUUGCAGUCGGAAGAGUACUCGGUCAGAUCCUGCCUGACGGACUGCAAGGCUGUCUACAAGGCCUGGCUGUGCUCCGAGUAUUUCAACGUGACCCAGCAGCAGUGCCGGCAGCGGAUCCCAUGCAAGCAAUACUGCCUGGAGGUGCAGACCAGGUGCCCCUUUGUGUUACCGGACAAUGACGAGCUGAUCUAUGGAGGUUUGCCUGGCUUCAUCUGUACGGGGCUUCUGGAGAACCAGCUGCCCGACCAGGAGGCCAAGUGCUGCGAGGUGCAAUGGGACUCCUGCGACCACCCCCCAGACAGCAACGACGACUCAUCCCCCAAAUCCACGGCCUCAGAGUCGCUCCAUUUCCACCGCCACGACCCUCACCUCCAUCACCAGCGGCAGAACCACUACCACCUCUACCACCACCACCACCAGUACCACCAGUACCACCAGUACCACCAGCCCCGCUCCCCGUCCUUGCUGCCGGUCUCCGCGGGGUCUCGCCUGGGCAGCAGCAGGAUCAGGCUGUGCGUGCUGGUCCUGAUGCUUCUCCACACCAUGGUGUCCUUCUCGAGCGUGCAGGGCGGCGGCGGCGGCACGGCGCUGGGCCCGGAGGCCCUGCCCGCCAUGGAGGAGAGCAUGGCACGGGACGAGUGACGCGCAGGGGAGCGGCCGAGCUCCGAGGAGAACGCCAGAUCUUUCUUUUCCACUAAGGGGGGCACAUGCUAUUUCCUCCCAUGGGAGGCACGGGAUUGGGGGUGACACACACACACGCGCCCCAGCACGUCCCCCCGGGAGCUGCUCGCCGCGGGGCAUCCCCGCGAUGGAGAGUCUGACGCGCACAGGGCUGCCGCAGGCGCCUUUGAGAAGGGUUCGGGCAGCAGCAGCCGGGCAGGGCCCGGCCUCGCCAGGCGCCGGCGCGGGAAGUCACGGGAUGGGAUGCCUUGGGAGCCAGGGCCGCUGCCCGGGCUGCACGGGAGCGCGGAACGAGCCCGCUGGGCCGGGGCCGGCGGGGACACGGCGACGGCGGAAAAGCACACGGGAAGCGGCCGGAGGGACGGGUGCUGAGGAGACCCCCGCGGAAGGGGCCCCUGGCCUCCUGCCCUCCUCAUAGAUGCUGUUUCUAGGGGGUGAGAUGAGGCCUCUCAGCCCCUGAGCUGCCAGCGAGGGCCAGGCUGGGGGUCCCGGCACACCGUUGGGCUGGGCUGGGGGCUCCUGGCACACCAUGAGCCAGGCUGGGGGUCCCGGCACACCGUGGGCUGAGCUGGGGGCUCCUGGCACACCAUGAGCCAGGCUGGGGGUCUCGGCACACCGUGGGCUGAGCUGGGGGUCCCAGCACUCCAUGGGUCAUGCUGGGGGUCCUGGCACACUGUGGGCCAUGCUGGGGGGUCCCAGCACACCAUGGGCCAGGCUGAGGGGUCCCAGCACACCGUGGGCCAGGCUGGGGGGUCCCAGCACACCGUGGGCCAUGCUGGGGUUCCAGCACUCUGUGGGUCAUGUUGGGGGUCCCGGCACUUCAUGAGCCAUGCUGGUGGUCCUGGCACACCGUGGGCCAUGCUGGGGGUCCCAGCACACGGCGGGGCCCGGAGCAUCCCAGCAGGACGGUUUUGCCCGUGUGUCUGUGACCAGGCUGCUUGUGACCGAACCCUUCUCAAGUGCUUGUGAAAUGUCGGUGGUUACAGAGCUCAGACCUACACAACAAAGGUCCUUUUACAGUACGUGGUGGCGAGGUGAAGAAACAAAACCAACCAACCAACAAACCAUACUGCUGAAGUCAAAAUAUUCUUUCUAAUCCCCCUGCCCGGAUUCUCUUUCUUUCCAGCUUUCUCCCUCUGCCUCCCGGACCCUCCCUCUCUGUUCCCACCCCCCCUUCUGUUUCUCUUUCUCCCCUCUGUCAUAAGAAAGUGACUGUGUCCUCAAGGGGACAGUUUUCUUAUGCCAUUUUAUACACUGUGCUUCAUGUUUAGAACUUUUUUGCACUAGUUCCUAUUACAUUUAUUUUCCAAAAUGGUUUGACAGAAAACAAAGGAUUAAAAAAAAAAACCCAACAAAAACACAAACCCAUGCUAUAAUUCAGUUGUAUUAAAAUAUUAUCCUACUACUCUCUGUGUUCAAUAGUCUCUGUACCUGUAAUGCUUUCAGUUCUGUUGUACUUUGGGGCAGAGGUUUUCUCCGCUCCUUGUUUAACCCAGUAAAGAAAUAAAAUGUUAAGAAUUGAUGAUAA